ACAAACAUCAAUCACAAGAAAAAAAAAAUGUCAACAGAGUCUGCGGCGUACAAUUCCUCGCCGGCGUCAUCUCGCCGUCAUUCUACCGACGCAAUUGAUGCGUCGCCUUUGCUUUUAACCGGAGGUGAUAAUGACGGCGGUGGAAGGAGGUCGGUGAGGAGGCAAGGGCUGAGGGAAGCGGCGAGGUUACUAAGACAUGCAAGUAGCGGGAGGAUGAUGAUGAGGGAGCCGUCGAUGCUGGUCCGUGAAUCAGCGGCGGAGCAGCUCGAGGAGAGGCAAAGCGAUUGGGCUUACUCGAAGCCUGUGGUUGUUCUGGAUUUCGUUUGGAACCUUGCUUUCGUCGCCGUUGCUACAGCUGUUCUUGUGCUUAGCAGCGAUGAGAAACCGAAUAUGCCUCUUAGGCAUCUAGAGUCUGCAAAUACGAUGUUUUCGUUUAUAUGGUGGAUCAUUGGAUUCUACUGGGUAUCUUCUGGUGGACAAGAGUUAGCACAAGGAUCCCCUCAGCUUUAUUGGUUGUGUAUAGUUUUCCUCGGAUUCGAUGUGUUCUUUGUGGUUUUCUGCGUUGCAUUGGCUUGUGUUAUCGGCAUUGCUGUUUGUUGCUGCUUGCCUUGCAUCAUUGCAGUUCUAUACGCCGUUGCAGAACAGGAAGGAGCUUCGAAAGAAGACAUUGACCAACUUACUAAAUUUAAAUUUCGAAAGGUUAGUGACGCUGAGAAACGCAAUGUUGAUGAAGAGCAACAAGCACAAGGAGACUCAGGAGGAGUGAUGACUGAAUGUGGUACAGAUUCACCCGUUGAACAUACUCUUCCUCAUGAGGAUGCAGAAUGUUGCAUUUGUCUUUCGGCUUAUGAAGAUGAGACUGAGCUAAGAGAGCUUCCUUGUGGCCAUCAUUUCCAUUGCGGUUGUGUGGACAAAUGGCUUUACAUAAACGCUACGUGUCCUCUCUGCAAAUACAACAUCCUCAAGAGUAGCAACGAUGAAGACGGCGAGCAAGUCUAA
Messenger RNA from Thlaspi arvense, 999 nucleotides. NCBI's taxonomy places the organism in Eukaryota, Viridiplantae, Streptophyta, Magnoliopsida, Brassicales, Brassicaceae. The record is from the annotation of a GenBank genome assembly.